This is a messenger RNA of Platichthys flesus (European flounder), 529 nucleotides long. RefSeq names its product chemokine (C-C motif) ligand 20a, duplicate 4 (gene ccl20a.4). Lineage: Eukaryota; Metazoa; Chordata; Actinopteri; Pleuronectiformes; Pleuronectidae. Bases 121 to 408 code for a protein of 95 amino acids. The transcript is spliced from 4 exons. Gene Ontology annotation, molecular function: CCR chemokine receptor binding; chemokine activity. Gene Ontology annotation, cellular component: extracellular region. The record is from RefSeq and is a predicted model, not a curated record. Gene Ontology annotation, biological process: monocyte chemotaxis; lymphocyte chemotaxis; cellular response to tumor necrosis factor.
UGUUCUUUGAUUGUGGUGGGACCUUCCCAUUUCACGCAGUAUUUAACCUUCACUGCCUGAGCUAAAGCUUAUCAGUUCAUCCCACAUAAGAAUAAACUGCGGAAGAGAAACUGAGUGAGGAUGGGAAAGCUCACUGUGUGCGUCUCUGUGCUGCUGCUGCUGCUGAUGACACUCAGUGAAAGCAGUCGCGUGAAUGCUUGCUGCACGCAGUACCAGGAAACUCCGAUCCCUGUCCGAUUUUUGCGAUGCUACACAAUCCAGGGGGUCAAAGAUUUUUGCAACCUCAAGGCAGUAAUUUUCAAGACGGUGAAAAAUAGAUUUGUUUGUGCAAACCCUGACUCAGAGUGGGUGAAGAGGGCCAUGGAGUCAGUGCCAGAAUUUGGACGACACCUGAAGGAGUCGACCUAAAGACACAGAAGACGCUCACGAUUAAUUGAAUGUAUUAUUUUAAUUUCAAUAAAUAACAUAUUUUUGUAUUCCUUAAAUGUAUCACUGAAAAAUCAAUAAAUUUAAUAUUUUUUUUAACUAA